GGCCCGAUAGAUACAUUCAUAAUAUGAAAACUUUUUUAGUAUAGCAUAAAUUUUACAUUGGUUAACCUAAAUUUUAGUAUUUCUUUGAUCAACGGUACCGCAUCCACUUAUGGCAUAAUGUUUACCGGUCGGGUUCUCAUCUGUUCCCUAAUAUUCGAGGGUAAGAUGUGGCUACAGCAGAGGCGACGAGUGUCGGAGCACAGACUUCCGUACCAUCGCAGACUUGUGCCCGUGAAGCUCCAGGAGCGUAAGAGUUCUAGGACCGAUCUAAAGAGGCCGCCCUUCCUGCUGGUCAAGAGCUUUCUCAACUUGCGCCACAUGGACGGCGACUACGGGACGGACAUGAGACGAGUUACGGACGAGCUAAGUUUCCAGCCCCACCGCACUCUCUUCAUCAAUACCCUGCGAGGGCCGCAUCGUCAGUUUUCGAACACGGAACCAAUGGCGGACAUGAUGGAUGAAAGUUCCGUAGCUUUGGACUCGGGUUCGAAGCCGUGAGAGUGGGUAAUAGCGUUUAAAUGGAAGAUAACGAUUUAAGUAU
Molecule: messenger RNA, 541 nt
Organism: Drosophila simulans
Lineage: Eukaryota; Metazoa; Arthropoda; Insecta; Diptera; Drosophilidae
Exons: 1
Coding region: 118-498 (126 amino acids)
Source: RefSeq, a predicted model, not a curated record